UCAAGCAAAAACUUUAAGCCCCUCUCAGUUCCAGUCAAUCAGCAAGUCCUAUAGCUUGGACUAUGAGUUUGAAUCUACAGCUUUUUCUGUUGUUGUUGAUAACAACCCUGAGGUAUGGCUUUCUUGGUUUUACCCUAAGUAUGUUCCUAGAUAUUCUCAUAAUAAUUUUUCUUUACAGUAGCCUGCAUAACAGGCGCUUUAUGAGCCAAGCAAGGCGAACGCGGCAUUUUGAGCGAAGCGCAAAACGAGCGCAAAGCGCAAGACGAAGGGAGGAGAAAAAUAGAGCGCCUGUUAUCAGUCCAUUUUUCUGGCUCUUCCGCCCACCUAUGCCCACAAGUAUUGACUACCGGCGGUGAUGUUUACAAGGACCAACGAAAACAAGAUCUGUUACUCAAAAAUUCUCACCUUUCUGGCUACCAGAAACACCGACAGCAGCAUAAAACCACAGGAAUAACGACUACUAGGGCGAAAAUCACCUUCAAUAAUAUAAGACUCGGUACGGCAAAAUUAAUGAAGUAAGAUUUGCUCAGUCAGUCUAGUUUAUGUCCAGUUUGGCAACAGCGGCGAAGAAGAAAGAGGGAAAACCUGUUGUUCAAACAAAUUCCAUGGUCAUACGUUUCACAUUAUCACGAGCUUAUGAGUAGUGUUUGGCCUGUCAACACUUAAUUUCGAAAAGUUAGUAAUUUGAGACUUUAUCCAAACCUAGUUGGAAGCAAUCCAAGAACAUCUUUCCUCUUUUGUUUUUCCUUUAUUUCUGGAACAUUUGGAAGUAAACGAAAGCUUCUCGAACAGCAUCGUCAAAAUAACAUGACUGCGUGACGGCCAUUUUGUUUCAGACAAACAUGCCAGAAUCUCGCCAGAACAACGUGUCAUCAAUUAACCAAUUGGAACGCAAAAUUCAUGUGGUGAACGUGGGAACAGCCAGAACAAUGGGCUGGUAACAGGCGCUUUAUUUUCCUGCUCCCCUUACCAGCAAUAUACAAUAUAAACCGUGAUUGAUAUUGUUACUCGACGACGAAAAUAAUGAAAAUUUUUCUGCAAUACCUUCGAAGUAACGUGGAAACGCAGACAUGUUUUGCUCGCCGCUUCUCUCCAACCGAAAAGUUAUUUUUCGCAUGGAGAGAAGCGGCGACCAAAAAUACGUCUGCGUUCCCAGGCUACUUUUGAAGAGGCUCUUUCAAAGCUCCAAAAUACCUGAUUGGUCUGUUCAAUCUCGUAAGCGAAUUGGAUUAUGGUCGGAUAUAUUUGACAGAACACGUCAAAGUUUUCAGCUCCAUUUUUCUCGGAAAUAUUAGAAAGCCAAGGAUAAUUAGAAAAAAUGAAUUCAGGCUUAAAAUAAACUUUGAAUAAGCACGCAAUUUAUUUUUGUGUCUGCCUUGAAGUCAGUUCGUAAUUUAAUUUGUGUGUUUAAUUUAUGGGACGACGACGUUAUUAUUUUUUUCCUGACCGUCUCUUCCCGAUGUUUGGAAAGUGCCAACGGAUUCAAACUUUCUAGAAAAACAAACAAACAAACAAACAAACAAACAAAACAAAACAAAAAGAACAAAAACUUAUGCCAAGGACAGGUUAGCCUGCUUAACUGAGGCGCUUUAUGAACCAAGCGAGGCGAACGCAGCAUUUUGCACGAAGCGCGAAACGAAGGGAGGAGAAAAAUAAAGCGCCUGUUACCAGUCCACAAGUAGUAGUAUUGGGAUCGCUUGAAAGUGGUUUCCAUAUGAUCGUAGCUAAUUUAAAGUUACUAAAUCAGGCUUUUUUACAACCUAAUUUGAAGCAAUCCGAGAACAUUCCUCUUAAGCAAUAAAUUUAAACAUUUCUUUUGUUUUCCUUUUGUUUCUGGAGCAUUUGGAAAUAACCGAAAGGCUUCUCGAACAGCAUCGUCAAAUGAACAUGAAUGCGUGACGUAACGGUUAUUUUGUUCCAGGAAACAUGCCAGACAAACGUGCCAAAACUACGCGUUCAGCAAUUAAACCAACCGGAAAGCCACGUUCAUGUAGUGAACGUGGGAAGGGAAGAGUCAGAACAAUGGACUGGUAACAGGCGCUUUAUUUUUCUCCUCCCUCGUCUCAUGCUUCGCACUCAUUUCGCACUUCGGGCAAGAUACCGCGUUCGCCUCGCUUGGCUCAUAAAUCACCUGUUCUGCAGGCUAGAGACGGAUAAUAAGUUUUCAAAUGCCCUGGGCGUUAAAUUUGAAGCUACAAACAUAGAGAUGAACUUUUUAAAACUGUUACGUUUUUCUUGAAUGAAAAUCAUCUCAAUUCGGUCAAAGGAAUAUGUACAAGGAUAUUCAAUUGGCUUAAAAUUCCGUUAAGCCUCAUUUAUUAUGCAUAGUUUUUUCGACUCCAUCCAUGUGAAACAGUAUGAGAUUGCUAAAUGCAUAAUAGAUUUAUGGGGCUGCACUGAAAUCUCUCCAAAAGGUCGUAGUGGUGCUGCUCACUGUUUCAAUCUUGAGAAAAAUUUGAACUCAUGUGUUGUUGAAUAUAAUACAUUUUCCGAUAUUAGCUAAAAUUGUAUACAGUUUAUUUCAGUCUCUUCGAAUUAUUUCCCUUAUCCAAACUACACUGAAUAACUUUGGCUAUUUUGCAUUACACUGACAAACAACUUCCUAAUUUCACCAAGGUAUGUAUCAGCGACGACGCCAUGUGAAGUAUCCCUUCUCCAGCACGCCAGUCCUGCCUGUAAAGUGUUGAGAAAUGCUGCCUUAAAUCAGAACAAGAAGAUCUGGACCUUGAAACAUGAUCCAGAUUUACAUGGCUUUGCCUUACUGAACAUGACCUCUGAGCAGCUGGGAGCUAUUGCUGUGCAAGAUCCCUUUAUACGAUACUACGCUUCGGCAUAUCUUCAAACCUCGCAAGCAAGCAAUAAAUCCUUUGAGUUGUACAACAAAAUAACCGCUGGUCAGGAAAUCACAGAUAUAACAGAAUAUCUGAAGUUGUCAGCGUUUUUUCAGUCGGCUCUAGAACCUGCAAUUGGCGUAAGUAUAUUGUUUUGUUAUUCAAAGACCGUGGUCAACUGUAUAAAACCUUAAGUCAGAUGUAACUGCUGACGUCUGACAUUCAGUCAAGAGUGAACGGGGCUGAAUGUCAGGUUAUAUGCGCAGGUGAAGUAAUAAAUCUGAUAUCUGAAUUUUAAAAUCGGCUCGGUGACGUCAGUGUAUUGCUAGAGUAAACUGAUGUUACAGCGGCCAAUUUAGUUGACGCAAACCGUAUCGCGUUCCGUUGCUGAGAAUUUUUGAGUUUAAAACACUCUUUGUCCAUGCAAAUUCUAUGCAAAGAAAUUAAUUUAUUGUUUUGUCAAUUGCGCAUGACUAGCCCACCAUGUCGUCUGUGUCAGUUCCCCGAUUGUAUAUGUUAAAUUUCCUGUCGUAAAUUGUAACGGUCGUGACAUUAAGACACGUGGUUUUUUUUCUUUUGAAUACUGUUGCUGGUUCUGUUUCGAUGAAGGUAUAUAUUAAAACAAAAAAAUUUCUUAGCCCAGCAUCAAACUCAAGUCGUUUGACAGUGCAUCUCUCUAAAAAGCCUUCCAUAUGACACCAACUCUACCACACACCGUUCAAAUCUGAAAACUGAAAUCCACUUUUAAAUUAGUUUCCUGAGUUUGUUUCUUAACCUUAAAUUACAAAAAUUAGAGCAGUUUACUAUAUGAUGACCCCGUCUAUUUACGGAUGGGAAAUAGGAAAGGCUUGUUUUUUGUUUUUGGUUUUCUUUCUAUUAUAAAGUGAACGUCGAUCUAUUUUCGAAAACGUGGCAUUAUAACAUAAGUCUGAUGGCGUCGCGAAAUGUCGGCUGUUUUCCCGGUGCUAUUUUUUCGCGUACAAGUACCGCGUGGAAAUUUUGUCUCUUCUUAAUGCGUGACAUUUUUUUGUUUAUCUCAGUCUCUACACUGGUGUACUUAAAUUCUAAUGAAACUUGCAAGGCAAGAUAACGUGUCAGAUAAUUCAAAAGAUUUUAAAUAGACGUCUACAGUCGGCGUACAUGGGGGCUACACUUUGUUGUGGUCUAAUAUAUUUUGGAAGGUAUUAUGCUUAUCUCACCUUUUGCAUGUUGAGUGUAUAACUACUCCUAUCCCUCCUUCCUGAUCAUCCGUCCGAUAUUUUGGGGACCUUACUACGAUCCGACAACGGCGACGUCCAUGAAAACGUCGCUGUAAAAUAGACUCGGCAUUCUUUUAAACCAUUUCGCUAUUAUCUCAAGUCACCCGGUUACUUAAAGGAAGGGAAUUGAAUUUAUGUUGGAGAUGAAGAGGGAUGACGCCCGAGUUCAGACAGAGAUGGUAGAGUUUAUCGCCUUGCCGUUCCCGUCGUAAAAAAAAACUUAAAAUUUGGUCAUUUCACGUUGUAGUCGUGCAGGGACGGCCAGGAAAUGUACAAAAAAACGUGAUGCACGAGCAAAGUUGUUUUUUUGCUUACUAAACCUAUUGCUCUUUGACGUUGCCGUUGCCGUCGCCGUCGUAGUUUCGUAAGGUCCCUUUUGCCUCUUUGACGGAGACGACGAAAACUAAUUUUUAAUUGGGCUGUGCCGGCGGCCCAAUAAUCAGACAGCAAAUAGACUUUGACAUUUGUUACCAUUAGGAGUAUGCUCGGCUGCCAUCACGAUAUGAAGCCUUCGUCGACAAUAAGCCCGAGUGGUUAAACGACAAGCACUUUACUCAGCAACGCCUGGCUGGUUCCAAUCCCAUGUCACUAAAGCGGGUGACAGUUCACGGACAAGGUACGUCUCUGCCUACGCGACCAGUUGUAGCUUAAACAAAUUGUAUCUUCAAAUCUCUUCUCAAAGGGUAAUUUUCUGCGUACAGGACGUUUAAACGAUGUGGGUACUCUAAAAGUUACCUUUCAUUAAGAACUCAGAACUCAGAAGUUAGCAAAAUAAAUGGUACUCGAAGACUUGCUGAGCACACUUAAACUUUAUAAGGAACGUAUUAUAGGACAUUCUAUUAGGUAUAAGGUACUUUCAGUAAGGUAUUGUUAUAAAUGGAAUGAUCGGGUUCUAUUUCUUUAAACUCGCUCAAUCGAUCUGACUCGGUUGUUGAAACAAAAAAAGAAUUCAAAAUCCAUCCGUCGUCUGUAAAAUCAGGUCAUGUUUGAUCGUUUCUCCAAGCAGGCAAGAUAGAUCCAUCUCAUCCGCUUGAGAUCUCCCGCUUUUGUCCCAUAACUGGAGAAAAAAAUAUCUAGUGUUUAGUUCUGUUUACCAUCAUAAACCCUUCAUUAAAAAAGCUUGACAGGUCAAAAUGGCAAGAUUUUAUAUAUUUUAUUUCAUUAGCUUUACCCUGAAGAAUACAAAAAAAAAAAAAAAAAAAAAAAUUAAGAACGUAACAAUACACUAAUAAUAACUUAAAUAUUUGGGCAGGGACACCGCAACAGCUAAAGCCAAUUACUGCGGACCCAAAAAGUAAAAUGACAUAAAAGUAGCAAUUUAAAUCACACGCAGCAGCUAAUUUCUUGGUCUAAAAACUUGGCUGUGUUACAUUUCAAGCAAACACUUUUGAGGCUUCUUGGAGAGUCCGGGUCAUAGUUUCUUGCUAGAGCCCGCGGGUAAUAACCGUAAAGAACAGAUUUAAAAUUCUCAAAAGUAACAUUAUCUAGGUCAAGUCUAGUAAAAAGCAGGUUCCAGAUUCUAGUGGUUCUAAUGAAAAAAGAUUUCUGAAAGGCAGAAGUCCUGCAUUAUUUAGGCACAAAAGAUUGAGAGCUCGUUACGGAUAUAAAAGAUAUUGGCCUCGUUCUUUUUUUUUACAAACUUCUUAUUGACCACAACUGGAUCGGUCCUUUGAAAAGGCAAAAAAUCGAGCCUGACCAAUAUCUAGGUCAUCGUAACCUUAUUCGCUUGUACAAUAACACAUAUAUUAUAAUGCUACCUUAAUUUAUUUAUUUCGUGUAGAAAAGAGACAAUGCACAGUAAAAACGACUGACGGAAGAUGGUGCCAUUUCCCGUUUACUUAUCGUGGCAAAGUCUAUCACAAGUGUACAACUAAAGACCAUCAGAGACGUUGGUGUUCAACGAGUGCCAAAUAUAUCUUAAAAAAUAAUUUUAGAAGAUGGGGAAACUGUCAAGGUAACAAAAGAAACGUUAUUAAUUGUUACCCUAUUUUUUACUGGCUGCUACUCGCUUUAUAUUUCAUAAUAUUUAAUUUGUAUUACGUCUCCCUCUUCUUUAGGUAAUGAAGAACAGAGAAUGGGUAAGUUCAAUUUGCUUAUUUUAUUGGUUAGUGGUAAGUGCCAAUAAAUAGAAUUACAAACCAAGCACUGGUGUCCCAAAAUAAUCGUGUGGGAGCUGAGUGCCUCGUUCUACUGAGCCAUACUGUUAGGGAAACCAACGACUGUUUUCUGUGAAAUAACUGUUCGGAGAAGCAAAUAUUGUCUAGAAUUUUCUAUUACCCAAGGAGGGCUAACGACUGGCUAAAAAUUCUAUAUGACCGUUCCAUUCAUGUACAAUUUUCCAAGCUUAUCUAAUAAAUUCCCAACAAUUUUCUGAAGAUUAAUUUUCACAUUUCACUUCCCAAGUGAGGCUAUUUUUCGUUCAAAAAGGGAAACCAAAAAUUUUCGGAUUCAAAAAUGCGAUGGAGAGAAGAAUAAGAAAAUUUCUAACUUUCGUAAUACGUCAAAUUGCAUCUAAAAUUUUCGGGAAAAUAACUCUCAAGCGCUUCUAAUUUCGAAAAGACUCAAUUUGCCGUAGGAUGACAAAACAGAAUGAUACAAAUUUUAUAGCGUUGCUCAGAAUGUUUGCUAGAGAUUUAAACUGAAUUACUCUGGAUAGCCUAAAAAGUGUUUUCAAUGCAUUUAGGAGGAAACCGCCGUUGAGUGCCCCUGUGCUGUGUUUCUUCCUUUUUAUCAAGUAUUUUUUGAUGCUAUCGAGUAUAUUGUUGGCUCAGAAAAUGUAGUGCUCUAACUAUUUCUAUUCAUUCGAAGCCAUGUUUGACAGGAAUUUGUUUGCCUAGAAAUAAAAAGUGUUUACGUCUCUUAGUCACUGAAUGAGUUUUAUUAGUUUGCUAAGAAGGGCACUGACUCCUCUUCACCAAUUCAGCUUCAACAUCUUAUUCAGCAGGGAAGGGCUGUGUGCAGGGUUCAAAUUAUUGAUCAAAAGAAUAUCACGAGAUAAAUCAGACAAUUACUAGCCGCAAAAUCACUAACUGGGAAGCGCCGGAAUAUUACUACAGCUAUAAAACUACUAGUCAGGAGCAAAAGAGGAGCUAGCUCGCUCACUCCUGUCACGAGUUCGUCUGGAAAAGUACUUAAAAAGAAAAAAAAGGGUUUAAAGGCUUGUUUAUAGUGGAAAGUGCAGUUAGCUUAUCCAGCUAGUUUACAGGCACUCCACUCAAAUACUUACAAACAAAUAAUUUAAACAUAACAUAACAGGAUUAAAAACCCCAACUGGCAGGAGGCAACCGGUUGGCUAUUUACAAGCGUGGCCGAGGAUUUGAACUCGGGAAGACCGAGAACAAAUCCAGCAAGUGGCCAGAGGCGGACUCGAACCUCGGACCGAGGGAUUACGAGUCCAACGCGCUGACCACUCGGCCACGCUGCCUCCUUGUAUCCGCGACUUCAUUUAAGGUUAGGGUAUAUAUGAGACAAGCUGUGUUCCUCAAAGUCGUCCUCUUGGUCUCCAGACUUAACACGCCCUGCGAAUUUGAUCCUCCUCCCUUCCUCCCCCUCUUUAGUUCUUAAUGGUACUUUCAUCUUAGCUUGGGUGCCUUUUUCUCGUGCCUUCAACUUUGCCGUCUUACGUGGCCAAAAUUUUACCCAAAUACUUCGUUGUUGCUCAUUUCUUUAAGCGCUCUUGCAAACAAAGCUCGAGUGGAUGACCCCGAAAUUUAGGGUAUAAAAACAAGCUGGUAAGGAGGCACAAUUAACAUAUCUUAUACGAAAGCCUUUUUCCCGUGCUUUCAGUCGGCGAGGACUGCAGUGUCAAGACCACAAAAGGUGAAUGGUGCCAUUUUCCAUUUACUUAUUAUGGAAGGAAAUAUACGAAGUGCACUAAAGAUGAUCACAUUCGACCGUGGUGCUCAACUACAGAAAACUACACAGGCAAAUGGGGAAAUUGCAAAGGUAAACCCUCGCGGAAGACGCAUUUCUUUUCCCUAGGUUUGCGCUAAAAGAUGACUAUCCAUUUACUUUUUUGCUAAUCUACCUAAACUAUUCACAUUUUAGCCAAAAAUGAUUUUAAAGUACCGUGAGGUUGUGACUUUGCUGAUACUUAUAAGCUCUAAACAAGUCCCCUUAAAAAAGUGUCAAAGAGAAUCGUCCCUGUUUAAUUAUUACAGUCAGUGAUGGAAAAAAUCUGCGAACCUGUAGAUCGAUUUCACUUUCGUGAUCAGUGGCUAUACAAAUUUCUGCGAACAAAAAAAAAACGUUUUUACAUGAGAAAGUGUUCAAUUGCCACUUAGAUCAUUUUUGACACUCGAUCUACUUGGUUCUAUUAUUGGUGAGGUAAGUAAAAUGUAAGGAAAUGAAAUUAAAUGAAAUAAAACAAAUUAAAAAUUAAACCGUUAUCCUACAAAUUAGCCAUCACCUCAUUGAGGCAAAGACACUCUUCAACUGAUUUUGGUUUUGUUCUUUGCAGGGAAAGAAGAGAAGAGAGGAGAGCAGCGUGGUAGGUACACUAAACGGUUGAGAUCGAUCCAAAAAAAAAAAAAUUCAGUUCUAACACUCGCGCCAAAACGUGAUCCCCAUUCUUGGAGUUCAGGAGCAAUUUGAACAACUUUUCGUGAUGAUUUCACUUCAUCGUUUUAUAUUACCACAUCGUUUGAAUUACAAUCGUUUUGAGUUACUAAGAAUAUAUAAAAGCACUGAAGAUUCUGCUGAUACUUCAAUUCGGUCUUAUAAAAGAUAAACCGGUGGAUCAGAAGCCCGAUUCAACUAGUCUGCAUAGAUCACUGAAUCGUAAAAACUUCGAUUCAGCUUCACUUUUUUGACAUUUAUCUGCCAGCUAAAUUUUAAUGGCAAACAGUCGAACGCAGUUACUAAUCUUCGAUUACUGCUACUUACUAGCUAGUUUAAAAGAAAAAAAAAACAUUUUAUGCAUUACCUUACAAUUAUAGUCUUAUCCUUAUUAGGACCAAUAGGACUUGAUUGGAAGGAACUAAAGGCAACAUUGAAUCCCACCUUUGAAUGGCAAAAAGCCGUUCAAGCAACUCUGGGUACAGACGACUCUUUAGAAUCGGUAUGGAUAGUCCUAAUACUUUGAGAUAAAAAAAAGAAUAAAUAAUAAUAAUAAUAUUAACAAUAAUAAUAAUAAUAAUAAUAAUAAUAAAAUCAGCUAAACUAAACUGAAUAUAUCGCUUUUCAUUUUAUGGAUCUGUUUGCAAUUUUAUUUCUUCACUGGAUGGAAUAGUACUGAUGAAAAGAGAUUAACUGAAUAAUGUAAUGAUGACAAGAAAUGUGUGACUGGCUCAGUGAUCGUCUAAGCAAUACUGCGCAAAUAGGAAGUUGAUCAACAAUGCAAGUAGACAAUUAAUACAGAGGAAAUUAAAUCAUUUUGUUGAAUCUGGUGAAACGUAACGACUGCUUCCAAUUUAUCGCUAAAAUAUAAUAAACUAGAAAUACGUGUAUCGCAAAACCUCGCAAGGCUCGUGGGAGGCCUAUAAAAUGUCAGGUGUGGGAAGGGGGAGAGAAUUGGAGCAAAUUGUGUAGCUUGAAAGGGCUGUUUUCAACACUGGCUCUAAUACUGGAAGGUGAGAUGUAGUUAAUCUUCUUUAGGCUGGGGUAAAUUUGAACCCAGUGCUCUGUCGUUAAAAAGAAUUUUCUUGCGAACUGAACCACAGCAAUGAGACUAUUUACACUUGUUGUAGUACAUAAUCGCACUUGACAACUAAUUGUUUGCAACGGUAAGGUGCAAAUAUUAUAAUCACUUACGCUAAAAUAGACAUUACAUGUAGCAAUGUCUUCAUGAUUAAGGUUGCAGUUGAGGAGAAUUAUGAAAGCGAUCAUGACUCAUGAUUAUUGAUUAUGCGGUACCCUCAUUAGCACUGAGUCAUCUCUGUAAAAAGUACCAAAUCAUUUAUAAAAGUGUUCAUAGUUAUUUGUGUACAUGUAUGAGAAACAAAUGCCCAUGCACAGCUGCAUGCAGGAGUGAACUUGUAUCAAAUGUCCACAUACAAGUCAUGUUGAGGGUGAUCAGUUUCUCAAUUCAAAACAUGCAUGAGCUUGUUCAGACAUGGUUGCCAGAGGCAAAGUUUUUGAAAUUCCCAGAUUGACAGUCAAAUGUACACUUUCCUUGACCAAAUGAAUUGACAAUUUGACCAGGCAUUAAUGGGUUCCAAAUUGACCAGUCAAAACUUCGCGUACCGGACACAGAUGACGCGAAACAAAAGAUUUCUUUGUUUUUUGUUCAGGGAAAAUCUGCUUGGUAUCAAUGGUUUUUGUUCUUUUGUUUUACGUCAUCCGUGUCCAGUACACAAAAUAAAUUCCUUUCGAAUAUCAAAUAGGAUCGAAAAUAGGAGGCCAGCGUUAUGUUUGACUUAAAAGUCCACAGCUGUGUUUAUGUAUAAGGCUGCUAAACAUAGAUAUAUAGUUUAUUUUAGGAUGGUUUUGGGGAAGUAAAUGUAACGAAAAUUGUAAGCGAAAAUUUUGUUCAGUAAGGAUUUUGUUUCACAUUAUCAGUGCUCUAAACUGUUCAUUGUAAAAUAAAGCUUACUGUAAAACCCAUCGUUGCUCAUGGUUUAAAGGCUGAUCGCCUGUCUUCAGUCCGUUGGAAUGAUAUUCUUGACGUUCAUUGUACAGAUCGUGUAACUCUUGCUUCCUAUAUCGCUGCAUCGAAGAAGAUACUUUUGAUCGUAAACUUCAAGCGUUCCCUGAUCUCCUUAUCGCUUUUUAAAGCGUUGGCACUCGGUGUUCCCUCUCUUCACCGGCUUGUUUGCUGUGUAAUUGUAGUAUUUUGUCGCUACCUUUGUACAUGUUUGUGGUCGCCGUGUUGACGACGUUGCCUUCACUGUGCUAAGCGAUUUUCUCUCUGCUUCGCGCUUUGUUGUUGUCGUCGUCUACUCCGCUCGCGAUAAAUUUAAUCAGCAUUCUCCAGAGGAGUUACGGUGGAAAAUCUUCGCCGUGGAGGAUUUUCGUGAUGAUUUCAAGCGACCAGUGCAGAACUGUUAAGGGGGACCUAAGGAACAUGUUUAAUGUUGUCGGCACUUUUGUACUGCGUGCAGAGGAAUUUUAGAAGGCGUUAAAAGAAGAUCACUGUACUGCCCUGCAUGAGAACGAGGCUGAACAAUAAAACGACUGAAAAAUGGCCGUUUAUUGGAAUUUUGGAACAAACUACAAUCAGUUUCGAUAUUCUGAGAUGUCUUACUUAAUAAGAAGUUGAUGGUAACACUUUUGCGUGGUCACGUGUCCCGAAGUAGAGACUUAAUACAAUGUUACCCUUAAAGAGUACUAACAUUAAUACCUUUUCACAUUGACAAAGUGAAAGCCAUAUGUUUUUGACAAAUUUGGACUUUCUAAUCUUUCUACACCUCACUGUCAGGGUCCUCGUCCUCAACCUUUAGUGUAUUAGUAUCUUCACAUGCAUUUUCACAGGGAUCAUCACUGUCACAGCAAGACUCAGAGGUAGGCGUAAUUCAAGCCUGAUUUCCGGCAGUAGCAUCUAUUGUCUGAGCAUGCGCAUCGGUUCUUUCACAGCCGCACUUGACCAACAGGACGAUUUCUUCAGGAGCAGAUGCUUCCUUUGUCAUAACGUGGAUCCAUUUAUCCUCCCUUUUCUCCCAUCGAAUCCAUCUGGCUGUGGCAAACUAGGACAGCACACUUUAUCAUUGUUCCAGACUAUCAUUUUGAUAGUAGGCGCGGAGAAUUGCUUCAUAAAACGACACUUCGUUUGGUGGAAGCCUAUCCGAUUCGCCUGAUUUUUUUCUGAACAUAUAUGUAUGUCAUCUUAGUUCCUUGACUUGUGAGAUACCGGUUCCAGGCUGAUAUAACUGGCUUGUAAACUUCUGCACAAGGACCAAUAUCUCGUCUCGGGGGAUGCACUGUGGCUCCAAGGCUUCCAAAAGCAGUUAUGGUAUCUUCUGCUUCCAUGAACGUUUUCCAGCAUAAAAGUUUCCCUUUAACAGAAAAACGCCCGGUGAUAUCAGCGUGGAACGCUGGUAAUGCGGCACGUUUAACUACCGAGGGCGCUAGCUAUUGGACUACGACCAAUCACACGAUAGUUAUCACCCGUAGCAAAGACAAACGAUGUCUUCACACAGAGCGCCGGAUAGCGCCUUAAAGGAACAACUUACCUCUGUGUCUGGAGAGUGGAUAUAAAGCUCCAUUGUACCGCUGGCAGUUGCGUCCAGAGCAUGUAACAACAUCAUCUUGGUGUCUGCUUCUUCUUGAUCACUUUGAAGAUGGUUUCCAUUUUGUUGUGUUGCACGACAGUAGUAACUCCAGGCCCCAACAACUUAUAGAUUUGUAUUCAUAGCAUGAUCUAGGAAGUUCUCUGCCAGGGAGCUAAAAUAGAUAGCUCGUUCUCGGUCUUACAAUGAGAAAAGCAUGGAAUUACUAAUACGUUAAUAUACGGAUCUUGACCAGCCUGCCUGUUUAUUCAGGUAGCUGUUUUCAGACACUUUGGCAACUUAUAUUUAUCGAAAAUCAAACAAACCUCAUCACUGGACUUGUACUUAUGGAUGAUUCUGGCAGUAAAGCGCUCAGCUCAUUGCGAACAGUCUUUGAUAUCGACCGCUUUGUAGAGAGAUUGACGUUCUGCCAAUUUAUGGCGUCAACAACAGCAACUCGCAGCUGAGAUGAUGGUUCCAUAUUUACAUUUUCAUUCGCACGAAUCUGAGGACCAGUAGUCGCUCUUUGCACUGAUUCAUCACCAAGCGCUUAACUUUUCAAGAAUUGACAUCAAAGCGUUCUUUACAAAAUGGUGAAGCAUUUUACCAUCGGGUGCAAACAAAGACCUCGGAACUGACAGAAACCUCAGACUGGCCAAUCACUGAAAACACCCAUUUUGUGCAGCUAUAUUGAUUGCCUACCGUAACAAGAGUGCAGCUUCAGACAGUGCAUUCAUUUGUUUUGAAUCGUUACUACUUUCUUUUCUGUUAGAUGAAUGGUAGUAUAACGUAUCUUCUUAAUGCUUAGUCGGUCUUAUUCUUUAGCUUUUGGUGGUCUGUGAAAUUCCACUUCAGGUAUCAAAGUUUGACUUAACGGUUUUAGCGUUUUUCGAUAGCAUACAUCCGCAUGGACAUUGUUUACUUCAAUGAAUUCUCCCAUAAAUAUGCCGCUUGUAAGUCGUACAUAGUCAAUAUCAUACCUUUUCUUAAGUUGAUCUCUAUCAUUACUGAAAACUCUGUACGUAAGGACUGGGUAGCACAAUUAAAAGGGCUUUCCCGCGAGACUCACUGCCGUCACAAAAAGAAGCAAGGGUCUAUGUUAAAUGGUGAUGUUUUAGAUAUCGUCAGCCGUAGAGGUAUUUCCUCUGGCUCCACGUUUGAAAUCUUCCGUCUUGUUUCAUUAGCUCCACCCAACUCUCUCUCUUACCGUUCUCUUGCUCGCCUAAGCAGUCCCGUAUAGACCACGAGCAGUCUCUCUUUUGCUCGAAAAUCUGUGAGCGUUUGCGAUAUAUGACUCUAUGGAUGGCGUCCUUACACCACUUUAACACUGUCUGUGCCACGAUACUCCUUUAUUCUUAAGCUUUUGAGCUCUAAACGUUUUUAGUUUUGACCCAACUUUCGAAAUAUUCUAAAUGGACGUAAGACUGCCAUUCUUGUAUGCACGUCAAUACUAUGUCAUGAGAAGUCGGUUUCUCUACAAGUCGUUCAUUUGGCGUAAUUUUGGCCACAAAUAAUACACAAACUUAAAUUGAGGUCUUUAGUCCCUCCAGUUUCUGUAGAACUUGACAUUUAGACCAGGUAAAAGACUUAACGGCAAUAUGUAUCCCAGAUGUUCAUGUGGCAACACACAACACCAAACCAGAAAACUGGAAUAUGUAUUAGCAAGUGCAAUGAAGAAAAAAAUAGCCUAUUGAUAACUGUCAAUGUUUGAAAAUGGAAUUUCUUAUUUUAUUAUAAAGCAGUCUAGUUUAUACCUCAAUUUUUAAGUGCCAGGAAAAAAACGAGGAAUGUCCACUUUUGUUGCUGGACAGAUUACUUGUUCUCCCACAUUGAUAUUCCAAGGAAUCUUACGUUCAUCUAAGGCAACGGGCUUCUUCUGAGCUAAAAAUUUGGAUUUUUAACUUUUACCAAUGCACUAGAGGUAAUUGAACAUUCCUAGAUAUCUUAUGAAAAAUUACUUUUACAUUUACAGAAAAGAACGUGAUUGAACAGCCGUUUUUUAAGCAUUUCCAAACCUUAGCCUCGUUUUCAUGCAAAGAUCAAUGGGCAAUUUUCCAUCGCCCCUUAAAUACCUCCUGCACGAAUUACAGAGGUGCCGGCAGCAUUAAACAUGUUCCUUAGGUCCCCCUCAACACUUCUACACUGGUCGCUUGAAAUCAUCACAAAAAUCCCAGGCAAUUUUUUUCAGGGACAUAUGCUCCCUGACUAGAUCGUAAACAUUCUUUCACAGACGAUGAAUAAACACAUCCACCAUGAAAGUACAGGUAGCCCAAGCUCGAAAUAUGAGCAUCGGCGAACAUCGGCAUUGUUGCGUAACAUUCGAAAUUUAAGGAUUUGUUUGAGGGAAAAAACCUAUCGUUUCUGUAACCUACGAAAAUGAAAGAAUUUCUAUAAAAACAGCUUACCUUACUUAAAUGUGUGUUACGUCUCUCCUGUGUGGUCCAUGAGCCGAUUUAUGGCCGUUUAAUGGGUUUUUAUGUAAACGGUUUUCUCUCUAUAUAAAGGUUUAGAGAGAAAAGCGUUUGCAUGAAAACCGGCCAAUUCACCGAUGUCGAGGUGAAAUUAGGUUAGGAUCCAGAGCAGUAGAAAAUUUCUAAUCCUCAGUUAUUCCUGUGACCUUUUUUUUAAACAACUUCUUACACCUGGCUAGUGGCUCCAAUCUUUGCGUAAGUUCUUUCUUGUCACUAGAUACUUUUAGUUUUAUGGCAUUGCAAUAAUGCUGUAACCUUUCUUUGCUUAGUUUAUCUAGAUUCUCCGAUUGAAUAUCAAUAAAUAUUUGUUCGAAAGAAACAUGCUUCGUCUGAUUGUCUGCCAUUUUGAAACUGGACUUUUCAAGAAGUCCGGCAAAAUCUGGUAGUCCUGGGUAAACUCACAAGCAAAAUUAAUUAGGUCUGUAAGUUUUUAAAACAAUAGUUGUUUUAAAAACUUACACUAAUUAUUAGUGUGUUUCAUCUACUGUACUUCCCAAGGAAUAGUGUAGGUAGACUAAAGCAUUGGGGGAGGCUGAAAAAUGUUUUCCAUAUGUAGGACAAAGAUAUUUUGUGGAAUUAACCCAAUAAAAAAUUACACAUGCAUUGUACCUUAGCUCUCUAAAGUAAAUAUGGAAGAAAAUUGACAAUUUAUAAGUUACUUGACAUAUUAUAGCCCUUUUGUAUCAAGUUCACUGUCAAUGAAAUGUUAGCAUUUGGAACUGUUACAUCAAAAAUGAAAGUGGUGCUUUUGCACCAUGAGACAAUUCCCUUGACUUUGAUUGGGUAGUUGCCUCUUUAGCACAGAUAGGGUCAAAUAAGAUUUUUACAGUAUUGGCCAACACUUUGUAUACACAUCGUAGAAUGUCAAUCCUGUUCUUGGGCCAGCAAGCAUUCAAAUUAACCAAUCCCGCAUGCGUCCAAUGUAGUUUUCAUUGUAGAUCCGCAGGGUCAACGUUUUUUUGCUAUGUCUGUCUCCUUGUACUGAGCCUCAAAUUUCUUUGGCGGACGAUUAUGUGAAAGGCCUUUGGCAUGACACGUCUUCAAUUCCAAACCCCUUAUCUGUCAGCACUGUAGUCCCCUCAUCUUGUAUCAUAUCAAGUACCCCACAGUCAGCUGCUAAGUCGUUAUCAGAAAUUGACCCAGCAUAAGUGUCAGUGCACAUGACAAGACUGGCAUGUGGUGUUAUCCAAAUUCCAGUUUUGCGAGUGUCAUGGUUUUUGCAUGAACUGAAUGUUGCAUUGCUGAUGGCAAAGUUUUCCGGUUAAGCAAUCCAGUUCUUUGUGCAGUCCCCCAGCAACACUGUGUCCUGGAAGCCAGUCGCAUAAAAUUCCAGGAACCUCUCCGGGACAGGGACUCAGGUCUAAUUGAUCAAACAGGGUUGAGAGAAAAACAGCCCAUGCUGUAAAGAUACUGGAUUGAGUUGAUGUACUGGUGCACUUUGCGAAUUUAAUUUCUUUCCAACUGUAAUACUUCAAGUGUUUGUUUUUAAAGGGCCAGAAAUUGGUGCAGAGCGUAGCCAGCACAAUUCCAGUGCUCUUGCUUGACUUUCUGGGACUCUUGAUUGCCUACCUCAGUAAAUUUGACGCUUGGCAAGUCCUCCAAAUUUGAUCUCUUGCCACCCGACCAGUGCAUUGAGCAGAUGACCUGAUUAUUGAAAUUUACAUCUUCUUUCCGCUUUCCUAGGAUUUUCAAAUAAGCAUCCUGUACCGUCUUUGGUGCCGAACCAACUUUAGUUAAUGUAUAGUACUCGACAUUUGGAGUUUUCCACGAGUUUUGCAGAGGGUACUAGCACAAGACCAGUGCCAACAUCAUGUAGACUUCAUGUACGAAGCGCAACCUUCGUGCUGUUCGCGGCCAUCAUGAAAUUUGAGUUUAUAAAAAAGUCUGGCAAAAUCAGGUAGUGCCGGACCCCCGUUCGGUAUGAGAGUAGGCAAUGGAUGGGCGCUGCGAGUUUGCAGCUCACUAUGAUCCACGAGCGGUCCACGCACUGCGUGCGUGCUUCGCGCGCGACGUGAUUAUAAUCUGUCAUCGCGAAGCGCUUCGCUCGGAAUAAAUAAAUAAAUAAAACCUAAAAAUCUCACCUUUUAUCGGAGGAAUAAACCGAUCGAUUUCAUUUGAGCCCUUUAAAUAGUCCUAGUUGCAUCAAGGGUACAGAAAAUACUCCGUGCCUGUUCAUUAUCAAAAAAUACAUAACCUAAUAAGCCUUGUGUUGCAUUAAUUAAUUACUCUGCUGGUAUUUAGCUAUUAGGCUUAAGAGACACUCGCUCUUUUGCUGCUUGACGAGAGUCACCUUAUUUCCAGCCAGGCAGUUGUAUUAGUUAUUUAUUUCGUUCAAGAAAUUUUAACGACGGUUUCACUUUUUUGCUUUGCAGGCUAUAGAUCAGGGCCGCAUUUACACUCUACGAUAUGAGAUGUGUGACGACAUGGCAAGAUCACCAGAUCUUACUGAUAGAGAUCCUCGAAGAAAAAUGUGGAAUUUUCUCUCUCCUAUCGCUUUGUUUGCGGCUAAGGGGAAUAAAUACGGCAAAAAUGAGCUUAUCCCCGUGGCCAUUCAAAUGGAUUAUAAACCAGGUAAAAUGCUAAAUACAUGUUACUGAUUGAAAAUGCCCAAGUACAUAACAAGAGCUAGAGAAUAGCUCAUUCUCUCUAGUACAUAUCUAAAUGUAAUUGGUAGUUAUCUGCCAAAAUGUUCCUUCAAUACGGGGAAGGGAUCAUUCAGUUUUACAAUUGUUUCGCGAAAUCAGUCUAAACUAGGCUAUUUCACUGACGUUUUACAAAGUCACAUUCAUUUCAUACAUCAGUAUGUAGUUGAAAUUGCCGCGCAUGCGGGUUUACUACGUAAUACAUGAUGGGUUUGGCUUAGUGAUCAGAGGCCAGGAGAGCUACCUGUUAUACCAGUUUUCGAAGCGCUUCCCAGGCAUUCCUAUUAUCUAUUUCUUUUGAAUAGGAAACUAAAACAUUAAACUCUAAACCUGAUUUCUCUUAAGAGUGUGUCCAUGAGAAAACCAGGCAGAACCAGGCAGGGGGGUGAUAAUGCUCAAAUCACCGAUUUCGCUCAAACUUGGCACAAAUGUUAGGUAUCAGGAGUUAGCUUAUGUGAUAGAAUGUCAGGUCAAAAUAUUAAAUUCCCUGGGAGAUCCGGGCUCCCCCUGUAAAAAUCGCCAUUUUGCCCGUUUAUGCAUAAUUAAUUAGCUAACUUUACGAUGCCAGUGCAACAAACAGAAAAGCCACCUGGAACUUAAAUGCACUGAGAGAUAAUCUGACAUCAUAAGACUUUAAGCACAAUAAACUGUUUAAAGUCGCCGGUUCGAUUUCCCCCCUUUUAGCCCCCUUAAGUUGGGUCAUCAUUUCCAAGUUUUGAGUAAGACGUAAAAUUAGGGUAUUUUAUUCCCAAAUAUCUCUGAUGAGCAACCGCUUAUCUUUAUAACUUUUGCAUGAGUAGUUAAAGCCAUCACUUAAGUUGAGAAAAAGAUCAUAAAAAGUUUGGGAAAUUCACUUUCUUCCAUGUGUUGACAUAAACUGUUCAUGUGACUGAACGACUUUUGCAUAUUUCAUCAAAAUUCAUGCCCUCACAAUAUUCGUGUGUUUGCCUUUGAAUGAGGAGAAAUCGAACAAAAAAACUCAUCAGACAAUGAUUUAACAUUAAUAAGGGUAAAAUCAUAAAAAUUGUUGUGCAAGAAACGCUAACGAUGAUUUUUGAUAGCUGUAUACGCGAUCUUUUCAAGUAAAAACAACAUACAAAGAUUUAAUUCACAGUUCUACUUACUUUAACAAUUUCGCCCUAAAAACAAUAUAAACGAUCAAUAAAAUCCAUAUACGUAUCUCUUAGAUGUCUCAAUUGCUAGUUUGUGCCCGCUUUGAUUUGUUCUUCAUGCCACCUUCGAUGUCCAGUUCAGCGUAGUUCAGCGUCGUGACUCGCUGUACGACUAAAAUUCCUUAGCCAUCAGUUUACGCACCAAACUCCUAAUCAAGUUGUUUUAGGACAAAACAAUACAAAAGGUAAAAAGCCGAUUCUUAACCCAUUGAAAGAAUUAUUUCUGCCACUGUUGUAGCUCAAUUCACAUGUUGCAAACGUCCGACAUCUUUGACAUUAAAUGGAGCCCGCAUUUUUAAGCAGCGGUUGCCACCACACGGAAACAUCGUAUCGGGAGUCAGGAACCAGGAGCUAGGAGCCAGAGUUUAGUGAACAAAAUGACUUUCUGACAUUCUCUGAGAAUAUUUUAUUGUUAUUGUAUGCUGAUAAAUAAUUUAGAAUUCCAAAUCUAUUGGCAACUUUAUUCAGACGAUGAUUAUAAAUGAUCCCAUGUCUUCUCAAACUCGGAGAUAGAAGUCGUUUUGUCUUCGUGUUUUGGAAAGAACUAUUUUUUCUAUUUUAGUUGCACGUGAAAUAGCAGCGAAGUGAAGCCGGGUGUUGGUGCAGACCAGUUCAAAGAGACAAAUAAAGCGUGAGACACGUCCAGAUUGGCUUGCGACAAGAAUUCCAUUGUUUUUUUUCAUACUGGAGUCCCUUCUCCCCGGGGGAGUGUCCAAAUUGCGUACAAAUGCCCUACCCUGCUGGCCCCAGAUUUGACUGUCAUAAACAGUGAAUUUUUUUAUCUCGCACGGUCUUUUGGGGAUCUUAUAAAGCCUAACUGUGGCGCUAAUGUUCCCAAGUAGAAUUCAAAAUACACCACACUUUCACAUUGAGUUAGAUCUUUUUCUCAAACAACCGCUUCCAUAUGUUUAACACCCCUCCCACAUUCCCUAGGAGAGAUACUUCAACUGUAAUACUUCGAUUUCAAAUUUCUCACCCUACCCAGGAAAGGUCAAUUUUCUCGUCCUAGACAUCGAUCUCGGAAGGGCCUUUUUGCGUACUCUUGGGCACCAAAACCAGUUUAGUGCCCAGCCGUGUGCCCUGCUGAGGCAGGCAGAUGUUGAAUUAUGGACAGACACAACAAUUAAGUUACAGACAUUUGAUGUUCCGGUCCGUGCGUGGUCGGAAGACACCUAGUAAAUAAUGCCCAUGGGGUUGCCGAAGGAAAAUUUGGGUUUUACGAGAGUCGAACUGCAGGAGGUCUUUAACGAGGAAAAGUGCGGACACAUCUACUUUUUGGAGUGAAUGUACUGCAUGCAAUUUUUAAGUUACAAUAUACUAUAGAUAAAUCUAAUUUGUGUCUAAAGUUCCUCUCAUACUCCGAGUAGCUUAGGACAUACAGGGAACGCAGAGAUCAGACCAUUGUAUCAUGGAAAAUUCUCAAUCAGACUGUCAUCGUAAAAAGUGGUCGUGGUCGUUUACUGGAUGUGGAUGUGUUCGUUUACAGGAGGUUUCAACUGCAAGCGCUUUGACUGGAUAAUAUUUGGUGUGUUGAAUAAGUGAUCGCUUAUUGGGAAGUAGUCACUUAAUUUGGGUGGUCGCACGUAGGUUCGACUGUGCCUCGUUAAGCGAAAAUUUGUUAAAAUGUAAGAGAAAUCCUAAAAUUGUAAAACAGUGGAAGUUCUCGUACGAGGGCGCCCUCGGGACGAGAAAAAGGUGUCCUUAACUGGAUCUCGCCGCUUACAAGAAUGAAUCUCAUAUGCAGCAUAGUUAUGCAAGUGGAAUUCAGCCACUUUAAAAGUGGUGUAAAGGUUAGAUAUAGCCGCUUACGGAAGCUCCUCCCAGCUACAAAUUAACACUGGUAAUAGCAAAAAACUGUUUUUUAGUGUAUAUUUACGCUGAUGUUCUUGCCUUGUUGUAAUUUAGGUAAAAGCAUACAAUUCAGUUUGUAUUUUCAAGUGUCACCGGACGAGUAUGUGAAAAAACGGUAACUCUGAAACGGAUAUAUAAGAAUGAUUCAUAACAGUGACGAACAGCCAUAUGACUGUGGACAUGAUAUGAAAAAAAAAACAACAUUCAGAGGCGGAUAAGAUUUCUUUCGAGAGUCUGCUUAGGAGAGCUUUAAAUCAAAGCUAACAUCUAAUUCGCCGGUAAACCCUUCAAGUGUCCGCGGCCGCCUACGGGAAUGUAAAAAUCCAGAGUUUGUGUGGGAGUUGAAACGGGAUUUUGUGAUGGCGGUCGUAAGUAGAGCUAUUCGCUAUAUACGAGAGUGUCCGUUAAGAGAACUUAAUCUACUGUAUGAAUCCGAAAAUGGUAGCUUAAAUGAGAAGUGAAUAUAGUGUAUUAGUCUGUGUUCAAGAAAUUGUUCUCUUACACCUUCCUUAUAGCCAAAGAAGUCUAGCCGACUUUUUUUUGCAAUGUAUUAGUGCCCCCUUUUGGGUCUUUUGUAUUCCUCAGAAGUUUUUCCUCAACACGUUUAUAAACGGUUAUUAUUAUAUUUUUGUAGUGAAUAAUAUACCCAGAUACAGGUACCAACCUGUAUAGUUGUAAGACUACGAGGAUUAAAAUACAACUAAGUAAGUAAUUAUACCCAGUGGCAAGUCAUUAAUUGUCUAAAAAUUGCACGGCACGGUCUGACGACAAAAAGGGCUAUUAUGAACCAUUAUUAUCAUGGUAAUUAAUGUCAACAUCGAAUAAAUUCAAAAUUUCAAGUAACACGACUUUCACAACCUAUUUUCAACACACCAGUUAUAACAGGAUAUUGGCGCGUACAACAAUAGAUAGCGUAUUCCGCAUUCCGGAGUCCGGUAGUCCGGUAGUCAAAGAUGGAGGGUGUUCGAGCAGGUGGUUGUUUUCUGUAGAUAUAGACGGAUUGUCAGUGAUCCUUCUUGUCCUUUGAGAAUGAUUUUGUUCUUUCUGACUACAACUUAUUUCAAAGACUUCGAAUGUUCGGUGAAAAGACGACACUUUUAAUUCUGCAAUGCUUCAAGAUGUUUCGAUUUCAUUACCUCGGCACAAAGUAACGCCACAAAGGACCAGACGAAACUGGAGCAGCAAAUCUGGACUAAAGCACCUGAGAGACGAGUAUGUACCAUUUAUUCACUAUCUUUUAUCCUUGUUAAGUCUUGUUUCACCUACAAGUUGGACCGAUCGAAGUUUUGAACUAACUCUUUUGCUCCUUGUGUUUACUCAAGCGUUCCAUAAAAUAUCCAUCCAAACGUCCAUAAAUAACAUAGAAAACAUGCCUCAGGUGACAGGUUAUAACUAUUCCGCUAUUAUUAUCGAUAAUGACGCAUCUGAUUUGUGACUUCUCGUCAACUUUGUGCUAUUUUUGUUUAAAAAAAAGAAUGUUACGUUUCUUCCAAUUUUGGUCAAAUGACAAAUAAGCGUCAAGUCAGAUGUACAUAAUACGUCAUUAUUGAUAAAGUAUGAGAUUGCCCAAAUAUUUUAUGAUUGAUUUGAUAACCUUAAAGAUGUCUUUCAAAGAAUAUGUGAGAAUUAAGUACAUAGGUUGUUGGUCAUGGGAGAUGUUAGCCACUAAAAUACCUUAAAUUUAGGGUUUGGUCAAAACAGUGAGAAGAUGUCCUUACUUUAGACUAAAUAAUAGGAAGAGAUCGAAUUAGAGAGUAAAAAUAAAUUACUGAGCAUUAAGUUUGAUAAACAUAGAAGAUGAUAAAGUUGAUUAGAUUUGAAGUUGUCUUUUCUUCUUGUUGAACAGCCAAACCAAAGUCAGACAAUUAAUUAUGCAAAAAUGAGUAGAUUUUGUCGUUUUUAGGGGGGGUCCCUGUAAAUCCCAGGGAAUUCAAUAUUGCGACCUUAUUUUUUGUCGAGGUUAAUAUCUCACCACACCUAUCAAUUGUGCCAAGUUUGAGCGAAAUCUGUGAUUUGAGCAUUAUCAUCUCCUGCCUGGUUCUCUCAUGGACACACUCUUAAAACAAUAUCACUCUCUCACUCUCGUCCAAUAGUUUCUUUUUUUUUUUGAGCUUUCAAGGACCAGUUAGUGAACGUCCGAUGAGAAACCCAGAUAAACAGUACCUAAAAAUUAGACUUGGGAGCCUGGAAAGAGUAACUGCUGAAAUUAAAAGCGGAGAUACAGUGCGACAAAGUCGAGAAAUCUUAAUAACAACUGUACCUAAAUUUGCCACACGAAACCAUAUGUUCGUCAGGUUUCUACACAUCUCUUUUUAACUUGGCACCUUUAUUUAUUUUAGGGCAUGCUUUCCAAUAAUGUUGAUCUAUGUUGAAAGCCAAAAACGUAGAAGGGUCUAAUAGAAUCAUUCUACAUCUUCAUUUAUCUGUUUAGCAGUGUAACAACUUGAUACUGUUUUCUUCAGAUUCAGCGGUGUACACUCCUGUAGAUGGCGGUAACUGGAUGCUGGCUAAGCUUAAUGUCCAAAUCACAGAUCUCGGCUACGCACAAAUCGUGGAACACCUCGCAAAGGUGAUGAUAUUGAUAUUAAUUAAAAGUGCUGUUUACAUAUUUCAUAUGUCUUUUCCUAAGACUCUUCCAAUAAUGAUAAUGAUAAUGAUAAUAAUCAACGCUAUCUUUCUUGAAAUUUUUCUUUUUAAGAUUCACUAUCUGAUGGAGCCCUUUUGUGUUAUCCUAAAACGGACCUUUUCAUCCCAGCAUCCUCUGCAUCAAAUACUCAAGUUUCAUUGCAGGGAAAUAACUGUCCCAAACACAUUUGGAACUCCAAAGCUUGUAAACGAGGCAGCGUUUAUGGAUUUGCUCUUUGCGUAUGGCAAUACCGGCACCACAAGGCUUCUGAAAGACUCUCAUAAAGUAGCCACGUGGGAGGUGACAAAUUUGAAAGAAGAAGUAAAGGUUUGUUGUCAUGCUAUCUUGCUUUCUUUGGUCAUCAAAAAGAGCUGUGACACGAAUCUAGGCAAAUUCAGACAGUGGAGGCUUUAAAGGAGCUGUGUCACGAAAUUCAGCCAAAUUAGGUAAUUACAAAGUUCCCCGGUAAAUUAAGAGAAACAUGAAAAUAACCGCUUAAAACAUUAAAGGAAGGUUAAAAUAACACAACAGAUACAACAGAUGCCACGGAUGGGCAAAACUGAAGAAGACUGAAACGGAUUAAAAUUAGGGUUUUUGAAAACUGUUCAGCCUAACAUUUUUUCAAAGUUGAUCUCUGCCGACUGUAUGCAACUUCAAAAAUGUUCAGGGGACAUAUUUGUUUGCCUCGAAUCUCUGAUUUUGUCGUUUACAUGAACUGUUUCUUUGCUUACUUUAAGUCUCAUUGCGAGGAAGGGCGAGUAAUUAGCAGAAUUAAACAAAAUGAACUGGACUGCCGUGACACAGCUCCUUUAAGGAGCAGUGUCAUCAAACACAAAAGGAGAAAAAAAAUGAGGAAGUUUAGAAAGGAUUACAAUCGAGAUUUUAGAAAACUAGUUUUCCUCACUCUAGCAUUUUUUCAUCUCUGUUGUUUAUAAGUGUAAAUAAAUAAUUAUAAUGCUUGGGAGACAAAUUUGCUUGUCAGGAAGGCGUGAUUUUGUCUUUUACAAAUAAUUCCUUCGCGAAGUGAGUAAGGGGGAGUAAUAGGCGGGACUAAAUAAGACUGCUGUGAAAAGGCUCCUUUAAAUGCUAACAAUCCAUAAAGCUAUAUCAGCUAUUUUUAACAUCUCUUGAAACCUAAAUCAGAGCUUGAUACUUGCCUCAGAAGCAUUAAAAUUUCCACUUUUUUAUGACAUUUUUUUGUCAGAACAUUGCUUUAUGAUUAAAACGUGGACUAGGCUAAUUGAUACCGAUGUGAUUAAGGUCCAUGGCCUAAAACUAUUGUCAAACAUUCAAUUUCUGUCGGAACUCGAUCGGAAGUUUGAUAAAACUGUGCAUAGCUUAUGGAUGUGAUUGAUUCGCUGAUUCAGUCAGCGACAUGAAACUUCCACCCCUGGCAUCAAAAAAGGAACGCUACCUUUUUAUUUAUUAGAAUUUCCGCUCAUGAAGGAUUUAGUCUUUACUAUAAACUUGCUCACUGCUCACAGACCAGACGUUUUGAUUACUUUUUGUCUUGACCUUUUUUAUGUGUGUGGUGCUAAUACACCUUAAUAGAAACGUGGACUAGAUGACAGGAGACUUAUUCCAUACUUUCCUUACCGUGAUGAUGGCGAGGAGAUUUUAGGAGUAAUCGAUCACAUGGUGGAGAAAUACGUCUCUCUGUAAGUGUUUUUAUCAGGCAAAGUUACUGGUCAGGAGAGUUAAUAAAAUUUUCUUUAUACCUUGGCUUAUUAACGCGUAAGUUGAAAAUUUUUUAAUCAUUCAUACAAAGUAUUUCUAAGUUCUUAAUAAAAUCCUCACUUAUUCAUAGACUUUCUUCAAAAACAUUACAAAUCAACAAUUAUUGAAUUCGGCUUCUUGUCAUCUGAAGAAUUAUAGGGAUCGAGUAGAGUAUCGGCCUCGGCGGAUAUCACCCUCCGAGAUCUUCAUAAUUCUUCAGAUAAAUACGAAGCCGAGUUAAAUGAUUGUUUUACUAUUCAUUCAAAAUAAUUCCCAGUUUAAAAACAAGCUAAAACAUGUUUACCUACGUCGAUGUUAAGUUCAUCUUGAUAGUGCAUGUUUAUCGGGAAGUUUAGGAAAUAAAGGGCUGUUCAGGUUCUUCGAUUCGAUACUCUGACAUGAACAAAUACGAAACUUUGUAUACCAGGAUUCAUCAGUUGGAGGAAACUACUUCAUGAUCAAUAAUAGCUUCAUAAUGACAUAGCCAAAUUUCUUUCAGAUAUUAUAAAGACGAUAGAGAUGUCCAGGAAGACAAGGAACUCGAGGCUUUCCUCAAUGAACUGUCUCUCAAUGGAACUGGAGAGAAUGGCGGAAUUGGAAGAGUAAGUAUGAGUAUACCAAUGAUAACUGCACCUCCAUAACGUACAUUAACUGGUAACGUGACUUUUAGAAAAUCAGAGAACUUUGGGCGCAAUGAAAAUCAGGAGUGCAAACAGUCCCUCCAAAUUCCAUUUUAGAUUUAACUGGAAAGACUGACACGUACGUUUUUAACGGGUAAAUUUCAUUUACGACUUGUACAACGCUGUUACUCUUAAAGUGCUAAAACUUGCGCUACUUCAACCUGAGUGAAUUACAUUUACACAUAAAUCCUAGUCCGGCCUGACGUACGAAACGUUUCGAUCGCCACGUUUUUUUGGAGACGACCAAGCCUAUAGCUAUGCGGACGAAAACAAUGGAAGCCAAGCCAAGAGGAAUGGUUAUUUUUAGAGCUUUCCUGGUUAACCCCAUGUUGCCCAGCAGUUUUUGUAAUUUAGGUGCGUUUUGUCUAUAAACUUUACGGUUUUCGGUGCGGUUGAGUAAUAACUAAAAUUUGAAUUUCUUCAAGCCUGGCGACCAAAACGUUUCCGCGAAAACCGACGUCAAAUUGUCGGGUACUUAAUACAUUCUUUAUUUAAUUGUUAAGGGGAAUCCUUUUUUAGCUAUUUUCACUUAAAUAACCGACAGAUACAAAAGUUCCCUGCAAGAAUUGACUCCAAAGAAGAACUCUGUGAUAUUGUUACCCGGAUCAUCUCGCAGCUAAGCCUGCAGCAUACCGCAAGCAACUACCUGCUGGCCGACUAUGCUGUGUACAUCCCUAAUCUGCCAACGAAACUGUACAAUGAUACCAGAGUUAAAAAGGGUGAAUUCUCUGUUUACCGACUCCCAAACAGGAUUACAUCUGCGGUAGGCACAACGUUCAUUUCUAAGAUUAUUGAAACUUCAAUUUCAAUGCCCUUUUAAUUUUGGGUGGAUAGUUAUAACUAAUAGAUCACGAAACUACAAAUUAAAGGCUGAGGUUACGGUUCGACCGAGAAUUAACAAACGCAGUUAAAUAUCCAUGUAAUAUUAUUCACGAUAAGACAUAAUGUUGACUUUUUUGAAAUUAUUUUGUACCAUCUGUGUUACUGCGCGAAAAAUAACUUUCGAUUCUUAGGUAACAUUCUUUUAACCUGUAUUUAAAAUUAGAAACUAAAUGACUGGGGACUUACUAGAAAACUUACAAGGUAAAUUAGCCUUGAGUUCUAAUAGUGCCUUUGAAAUUAUCUGUGUGUUUUAUUUUUUUGUACUGAAAAAAAAUCUUGCAAAGUGUUCAUUUAUUAGUAAAAUAACCAGAAGAGCAAAUAUAGUCUAUCCAUGUCUAUUGAAACGUUGGUCAGCCUGGAGCUUAAUGACUGUAUUUCGCAGUUUAUAAUCUGACUAAUGAAUUAAAUUAAAUUGUAUGCUAUCAUACCAAGUUUUAGCUGACGCGAUUUGAUUUGGCUUUUAACUUUUCAGAUUGAGGCAAGCUUCAGCAACUCGUUAGCAAGUCUCCGCUUUGAUUCACUGUUUGACUACGGCAACAAUCUUGAGGACAGUAAGGCCGCUAACAUUGUCAACAAUUACUACAGCUACUUGAUGCGUGUUGUUCAGCCCAAACUGCAAGAAAGAAACAAGAAACGGAAAGACAAGGAUGACCUAACAUAUCCCUACUUCAUUCCAAGAUGGAUUCCUAACGGAGUUCAGACCUAGUUCAUUGGGGUUGCUUUUUUUUUGUGUCAUUCUAUGGAACGAUAUGAUAACAAAGGCAUUCUUAGAUAUUG
This is a messenger RNA of Porites lobata, 27051 nucleotides long. The record is from the annotation of a GenBank genome assembly. NCBI's taxonomy places the organism in Eukaryota, Metazoa, Cnidaria, Anthozoa, Scleractinia, Poritidae.